AUGGCCAAGGUCCCGGUGCUGGAAGACGCCUUCCUGCAGGCGCAGCCUUCGCCCCAAGUUUCCCCUGAGGCCCAGGAAGAGUGCUGUGUGCAGCUCUUGGGCAAGGGCUUGCUCAUUUACCCCGAAGAAAGGGUGUACCUGGAGGCUGAAGCGCAGCCCGUGGGCGCGCUGGGCAGCGCGGAGAGAGGGGAAGACCCGGAGCUGCCGGUGGGAGUUAAAUCAGAAAUGCAUUUAAGCAAUGGUAACUUUUCCUCUGAAGAAGAGGAUGGAGAGAGUCACGACAACAAAACCAAAGCAGCCGAUCUACACCUCUCUCAGAAAAAAACCAUCACGCAGAUGAUGAAGGAUAAAAAGAAGCAGACUCAGCUCACCCUGCAAUGGCUUGAAGAGAAUUACAUCGUAUGUGAAGGAGUCUGUUUACCACGGUGUAUCCUUUAUGCACACUACUUAGAUUUCUGCAGGAAAGAGAAAUUGGAGCCAGCCUGUGCAGCCACCUUUGGAAAGACAAUUCGCCAGAAAUUUCCCCUCUUGACAACUCGGCGGCUUGGGACAAGAGGCCAUUCAAAGUAUCAUUAUUAUGGGAUUGGCAUCAAAGAGAGCAGUGCCUAUUACCACUCCGUUUAUUCUGGAAAGGGCCUGACAAGGUUUUCUGGAAGCAAGCUGAAGAAUGAGGGUGGCUUCACUCGUAAAUAUUCACUAAGUUCAAAAACUGGAACACUCCUUCCAGAAUUCCCCAGUGCUCAACACCUUGUGUACCAAGGAUGCAUUUCUAAAGACAAGGUUGAUACCCUCAUAAUGAUGUAUAAAACUCACUGCCAGUGCAUCCUGGACAAUGCAAUUAAUGGAAACUUUGAAGAGAUCCAGCAUUUCUUAUUACACUUUUGGCAAGGAAUGCCUGAUCAUCUUCUUCCCCUGCUUGAAAACCCUGUUAUCAUUGACAUUUUCUGUGUUUGUGACUCAAUUCUUUAUAAGGUUCUUACAGAUGUACUCAUUCCUGCAACAAUGCAAGAAAUGCCUGAAAGCUUAUUAGCAGAUAUAAGGAAUUUUGCUAAAAAUUGGGAACAGUGGGUUGUUUCAUCCUUGGAAAACUUGCCAGAAGCUCUAACCGAUAAGAAGAUACCUAUUGUGCGAAGAUUUGUAUCUUCCUUGAAACGACAAACAUCUUUUUUACACCUUGCUCAGAUUGCCAGACCAGCUCUCUUUGACCAGCAUGUUGUGAAUUCCAUGGUAUCCGAUAUUGAAAAGGUUGACUUGAAUAGUAUUGGAUCACAGGCCCUUCUCACCAUUUCUGGCAGCACAGACACUGAAUCUGAUAUCUACACGGAACAUGACUCUAUCACAGUGUUCCAAGAACUGAAAGAUCUUCUUAAGAAGAAUGCCACAGUGGAGGCUUUUAUUGAAUGGUUGGAUACCGUGGUAGAGCAGAGAGUUAUUAAGACCAGCAAACAAAAUGGAAGAUCAUUAAAGAAGAGGGCUCAAGACUUUCUGCUUAAGUGGAGCUUUUUUGGUGCUCGAGUAAUGCAUAACCUCACCUUGAACAAUGCAUCCAGUUUUGGUUCUUUCCAUUUGAUCCGAAUGCUUCUUGAUGAAUACAUUCUCCUCGCCAUGGAGACCCAGUUCAAUAACGACAAAGAGCAGGAGUUACAGAAUUUAUUGGACAAGUAUAUGAAGAAUUCAGAUGCAAGUAAAGCUGCCUUCACUGCUUCUCCAAGUUCAUGCUUUCUGGCCAACCGUAAUAAAGGGAGCACUGUUUCCAGCGACACUGUGAAGAAUGAAAGCCAUGUGGAAACAGCCUAUCUUCCUCUGUCAUCCAGUCAUCCUGGAGGCUUACCCUCUGCUCUGCACCCAUUCCCUGAUGGGAAUACGGACACCAUGCCACUCACAGGUCAAAUGGAGCUUUCCCAGAGUACUGGUCAUCUGAUGACACCACCCAUUUCUCCAGCCAUGGCAAGCCGAGGAAGCGUCAUUAACCAGGGGCCAAUGGCAGGGAGACCUCCAAGUGUGGGCCCGGUCCUGUCAGUGCCAUCACACUGCUCAUCAUUCCCAGAGUCCAUUUAUCCUACCCAUCCUCAAGCCAAUCAUGACUUUUAUGGAACCAACUCUAACUAUCAGACUGUGUUUAGGGCACAGCCUCACCCCCCAUCAGGACUCUAUCCUCAUCGCUCUGAGCAUGGUCGAUGCAUGGCCUGGAGUGAACAGCAGCUUUCUAGAGACUUCUUCAGUGGCAGCUGUGCUGGGUCUCCAUAUAAUUCUCGACCACCUUCCAGCUAUGGACCAUCCUCACACAGCCAAGAUUCACACAGUAUGCAGUUUUUAAAUACAGGAAGCUUCAAUUUCCUGAGCAACACAGGGGCGACCAACUGUCAAGGAGCAGCAUUGCCUCCUAGUUCACCUAAUGGAUACUAUGGAAGCAACAUAAACUACCCAGAGUCUCAUAGACUUGGAUCGAUGGUGAAUCAACAUGUGUCCGUCAUCAGCAGUGUUCGCUCACUGCCUCCCUACAGUGACAUCCACGAUCCACUUAACAUUUUAGAUGACAGUAGUAGAAAGCAGACCAGCUCGUUUUACGCAGACACAUCACCUUCAGUUGCGUGUCGAACUCCAGUAGUAGCAUCCAGCUUGCAAACACCAAUUCCUUCGUCCUCAUCUCAGUGUAUGUAUGGAACUUCCAAUCAGUAUCCAGCUCAAGAGACCCUGGAUUCCCAUGGAGCGAAUGGUAGAGAAAUGGUGUCCUCUUUACCACCCAUUAACACUGUGUUCAUGGGAACAGCAGCCGGAGGCACUUAAACCAACAAUGUUGGGUGGGGAAUGAAACCAACAAUCUGUACUGCUCAAAUAUUAUUCACUCAGAUUGCCAUCAGGGUAAAGAAAAUGGAAUAUACAGUGAGAGGACAUUGUGUUUUCAAGUCACUGAUACAAAACCAUGGACAACUCCAUAAUGAGUGGAGAUACUUGCAGACUUCGCUUUGCACACAAAUUGUUUGAAAUGCGAUCUCAUUAUUAAUUAUAGUUUCAAACAUUAUCAAGUGGAACCAGUGGAGCUUUGAAGAUGCAAACAUUUCAACUAUGAAGAUUUAAUAUUUUGCCUCCUAAUUUAUUGAAGAUCUGUGUGCUGUUUCAUCUUUGGUCCAUAAAAGGAAAAAAUAUUUAAUGCCUUAAAAUAACUUUAAUUUAACUUAUUAGGGUCUCGGAAUCAUUGUUUACUAUCCCUUAUUUGACCAAAAGUCAAAUGUGUAUGUUCUACCUCCUAUGGAAAUGUUUACAGGGUUAAGACUUAAUUCAAUUCAGCCUAGACCAAAGUUGCUUGACUUUCAAUCCUGUGCAUUAGUGUGAUGAUUUGUUACAUAGCAGUAUUCCAAUUCUAUGUAACU
This is a messenger RNA of Zalophus californianus (California sea lion), 3371 nucleotides long. It is a transcript of the gene RFX6, whose product is annotated as regulatory factor X6. The coding region runs from base 1 to 2787 and encodes 928 amino acids. The record is from RefSeq and is a predicted model, not a curated record. The transcript has 19 exons. Gene Ontology annotation, biological process: regulation of transcription by RNA polymerase II. Gene Ontology annotation, molecular function: DNA-binding transcription factor activity, RNA polymerase II-specific; RNA polymerase II cis-regulatory region sequence-specific DNA binding. Lineage: Eukaryota; Metazoa; Chordata; Mammalia; Carnivora; Otariidae.